Molecule: messenger RNA, 1310 nt
Organism: Musa acuminata subsp. malaccensis (wild Malaysian banana)
Lineage: Eukaryota; Viridiplantae; Streptophyta; Magnoliopsida; Zingiberales; Musaceae
Product: nuclear transcription factor Y subunit C-4
Biological process (GO): regulation of transcription by RNA polymerase II
Cellular component (GO): nucleus
Molecular function (GO): protein heterodimerization activity; RNA polymerase II cis-regulatory region sequence-specific DNA binding; DNA-binding transcription factor activity, RNA polymerase II-specific
Source: RefSeq, a predicted model, not a curated record
CACGUGGGCUGCGCACCCCAUUCCAGACCGUCCCUCUCUCAUUCUUUUCGCCGGUCGCUCUCUCUCUAGGGUUUCGGAAGGGGUCAGUCCGAGCUGUGCUUCGCCUUCGUCCAGGGAAUCCGGGUUCAUUUGGUGGCUUUGUAAUCGUAGGUGUGGGGGGGAUCGUUCGAGCCUCGAUAAGGUGCGACUCAGUAACUUCGUCGGUCUUCGAGUUCGUUUCAUCUUUGUUAUGUUCAGCUCAAUACUGAAGUAAUCACAACUGUGAAAAGCACACUGGUCAUGGAACAGUCGACACAGCCUGAGAUUGGAGUUGUUUCUGGUGCUGCCCAAAUAGCAUAUGCUGCUCCUACCUACCAGCCAACCGCGGUAAUUAGCGGAGCUCCAGCAGUGGCAGGAGUCAUACCUUCCCCAAUGCAACUGACCUCAGCAUAUUCUAUUAACCCAGCCAGCAUUGUCAGCCAGCAUCAGCUUGCUUACCAGCAGGUCCAACAGCUGCACCACCAGCAACUGCAACAACUCCAAGCCUUCUGGGCCAACCAGAUGCUGGAGAUAGAACAAAUCACAGACUUCAAGAAUCACAGCCUACCGCUCGCCCGGAUAAAAAAGAUCAUGAAGGCUGAUGAGGAUGUCCGUAUGAUCUCAGCCGAGGCCCCUGUGGUCUUUGCCAAGGCGUGCGAACUGUUUAUACUGGAACUGACACUCAGAUCGUGGAUCCAUACUGAAGAGAAUAAGAGGAGAACUCUGCAGAAGAAUGACAUAGGUGGCGCUAUAACCAGAACCGACAUAUUUGACUUCUUGGUGGAUAUAGUUCCCAGGGAUGAGUUGAAGGAUGAGGGCCUGGGGAUUACAAGAGCUGCUGUGGGUGCUCCCGGUGGUGACGCGAUUCCGUAUUACUAUGUGCCAGCGGCGCAAGUGCCAGGCCCUGGAAUGGUGAUGGGAAAGCCAGGAGAUCAAGCUGCUGCGGGGACUGUGUAUGCUGUCGAGCAGCCUCAUUCGGUGGCUUACUUGUGGCAGCCACCUCAUGCACAGCAACACGAGCAGGUGCCAGAUGGUGAGUAAGUUAAUGUAUGUUCUGAGAUCUCUGGGAACUCAAAGAGUAAGUCAGGUACUGCGGUGGUGGAUAGCAGGGCAGAGCUUUGGGAACUUCCUAUUUGUUUUCAGCUGCUAAAUGUGAUUGUUAACGGGGAAAUGGAUUUCUGCCCUACCUGACUAUAGGAUCUUUUUUUGCAUUUUGGGGAAUUUAGUGCUGGAAGAAGAUGAUUUUAAGUUGCUUGUGGUUUUUUUUGUUCGAUUAAUUUGGUGGUUUUCUU